This is a messenger RNA of Arabidopsis thaliana (thale cress), 765 nucleotides long. RefSeq names its product ATPase, V0 complex, subunit E. The coding region runs from base 200 to 412 and encodes 70 amino acids. Gene Ontology annotation, biological process: proton transmembrane transport. Lineage: Eukaryota; Viridiplantae; Streptophyta; Magnoliopsida; Brassicales; Brassicaceae. Gene Ontology annotation, cellular component: proton-transporting V-type ATPase, V0 domain; endoplasmic reticulum membrane; Golgi membrane. The record is from RefSeq and is marked reviewed. Gene Ontology annotation, molecular function: proton-transporting ATPase activity, rotational mechanism. The transcript is spliced from 4 exons.
CAGAAAAUCAAAAAUGUUAUUUUGGUCACAAAUGUAAAAAUUGGUAUAAACAAGGUUUUAACAAAAAAAGAAAAAUAUAUAUAUACAAAGGCAAAAUUACCCCUGAGAAAAUCUGGGGCCUUGACACGACGAUCCUCCAUCAUCCUCUUCCUCGAGGAACUUCAAUUCCAAUCUGAUAUCUCUCUCAUUGGGAUCAGACAUGGCUUUUGUUGUAACAUCCCUGAUAUUCGCUGUCGUAGGCAUCAUUGCUUCGAUAUGCACUAGAAUCUGCUUCAACAAAGGCCCCUCCACCAAUCUGUUACAUCUUACAUUGGUCAUCACCGCAACUGUCUGCUGUUGGAUGAUGUGGGCAAUUGUAUACAUUGCGCAGAUGAACCCUCUCAUUGUCCCUAUCUUAAGCGAGGUGGAGUAGAAACCAUUCUACUCAAACUAGGAAACCAAUGCACAAAUUUGAGUAAGAGCCCCGCUGCUCUUUCUGUAUCUUCUUCAAACAUAUUUGUUUUCCCCUUUGUAAUUCUUAUCGUGGUGUGGAACAACGAAACUAUCCCCCUCUUUACUCAAACAUAUUCUGUCUCUCAUUCAAUUCUUGAACAGUUUUCAUAUACUCAAAGACUCUACCAGAGAGUGAGUGUAUUGUUGAUGAAAUAAAAACAUUUGGCAGAAUAUUCGCCAUUUCCCAUCUUCAUCUCCUACCAAGGAAGGAAUUUUAGGAUUUUCUUUUUGUUCAUGGCAAGUUUCUAUCAGAACCAGUUCGAUCUGACAUGG